Brassica napus (rape) is the source of this 4107-nucleotide messenger RNA. RefSeq names its product putative BTB/POZ domain-containing protein At2g40450. NCBI's taxonomy places the organism in Eukaryota, Viridiplantae, Streptophyta, Magnoliopsida, Brassicales, Brassicaceae. The record is from RefSeq and is a predicted model, not a curated record. Gene Ontology annotation, molecular function: protein binding.
AUGGUCGAAACAUGAACAACAAAAAAUUUGAAGUUUAAAAUUAGAAGCGAUUGUGGUCGAAAGACGCGUUUGAGGCAUCCAAUAGUAGAGUUGGAACGAAAGAGAGAGAAAAAACGUUGGUCCAGAAAGCUUUUGAUACUUAGCCCUCACAUUAGAAUUUAGAAGCCUUGAUGGCCCUUUGUCUUUACAAAGAGAGAAAGGGAAACAUGCAUGGAACUUAAAUGAGGCACUCUCAAUAAAUGCAUAUAACACUUAGUAUCAUUGCUACAUCUUACAUUUACGUUUUAAUGUUCCAAAAUAUAUUUUAGCAACAACUUCUUUAUUUACCAUUGACCUCAAUCUUAUAGAAUUGAGCUUAAAUUGUUAUAAUUGUAUUUAAAAUAGUGGUAUAUUAAAUACAUUCAGGUAAGUUUAUAAGCUGAAGAAAAUUCUAAAAUAAACUUGUUGAUGAAACAGAUAGAAUAUUUAUUUAUUUACAUAUCUAAGUUCAUAAUACCGAAUCUUUUCGGGUCGUUUUUAUAGUCCAGCAGAAAUCUUAUGCGUUCGCGGUUUAGUGCGACUGUGGUGAACAAUCCCCAAAACAAGUCCAGAAGCACCCGAGACUUUUUGGUAGCAUUUGAUCAAGAGUCUUGAUAAUAGAGCAAACAGUACAAAAGAGACUUAAUGAUCAGAAGAUAAGUGCACGAGGGUUAAGGAUACUAUUGAAAACGAUUUGACAGCCUUGCUCGUUGGCUACAUAUUGCAACUUGCAGAGAGUUGAAACAUGAGCUUGAGGUAACUUAAACUUAUACCUUUUAAGAUAUAUAUGAGAAGGACAUUUAUUUUACCACUAAUAGGAAAAGAUUCUUUUUCACUUCGUAUUACUCUAUACUUCUAUUGACUACAAAAGAAGUCAGUGGCAAAGUGGUAUAUACUGUUACUGUUAAAGAUAAUGUUUCCUACAGAUUACUUGACUCAACAGGAACCUUGUUGUUGUUGGUUCCACCAUUCAAAGGCUCCGUAGCUUUCCAAUAUUAUUGUUCUGCUUCUAUCUACAACCAUAUACACAAAGGUGGAUAUGCGUGUAUUAAUGGGCCCAUGAAACAGAGCCUAUCACGAAACUUUGCUUGUGGGCCACCCUCUGUCUUUUUUUUUUGGGAGAUUUUUUUUCUUACUUACUCUAGCUCGCUGCUAAAUGUUACCUCAACUUUAUGCAGCUCAAAUCCAUCAACUCUCUUUGAAGUAAAGCUCAAUUGCUGCAUUGAAAUAUCAGAGAUAAGUGGUAGCUAAAGUUAGAUUUAGGAAGAAGAACUCAUAUAGCACAAUAGUUAAACAAUUUGAACCUUUUUGAUAGUUGUUAUACAUUAUCAGAGUAUAGAAUGGUUGCAGUCAAAGCAAUGAUGUGAGAUAAUGCAAAUUGGAAAAUGUAUGUUGAACUAUUUUAUGCUUCAAUCCUUUUUUUAAUUUUCACAUUUGAUUAUAGAAAUCUAAGAAUUUGCAAAUCCAUAGUAAAAUUGUAAAUCAUAAGGUUGCUAGAUUAAUUUUUAGAGCAAAUCAAUAUCUAGGGAGUUUAGAGGUGUAUUGUAUUAAUUAUUUAUAGGAGGUUUUGUUAGAUUUUACAAAUGGUAAGAUUUAGUAGAUAUCUCAAUGAUUUUUGUUGAAUUAAAAAAUUAAGUUGAUUUAGUAAGAUUUUUUGUAAAUACAUUGAUAAAGGUUUGGGUGAUUUGCUAACGUUCACAACUAUAUUAUUAUUUUGGAUGAAGUGUUGGAACUUGUGAAUGAACUUGUAAAUAUUCUAGAAUUCUAUCUUAAAUUAUGAGAUUUAAAAAUUUAUAUUUUGUGGAAGUCCCCGACGGUUUGACUAACGGUUCAUUAAUGUUUUUAUACCAAGAAAUUUAGAGUUCAAAUCCUAGAAAAUUCAAAUUAUGCAGAUUAUGGAAAGACAAAAUGGUUAUAAGAGAUUUUCAGCAUGGUGCAUGGCGUAUCAUCGAUCAUGAAUCUCAUAGGACGGCAAUCAAACGUGUAUUCUCAUAAGAUGGUAGAAUUUACUGACUGUAUAAUCAUUUAUAUAAUAUUUUUUAUCAUUAUAAUAGUAUAAUUAACUAGACGUUUAAAAAAUCUUUAUAUUGUUAACUAUUUUAAAAAUAAUAUACAUUAUAUCACAAUUAAUAUUUUUAAUAAAAGUGAUUUUAAAAUUAUAAAGUAAAUAACAUUUACAAAAUCAAAUUCAAUAAUAAGAUUGUGUAAUGUUAUUAUAAAUCAGUUAUAGUUUAUAUCUCAUUAAAGAAUUACUUAAAUUUAAACUGGUUCGCUUAAAAAAAAAAAGAAGAAGAGAAGUGGAUUCUAGAAUCCUACAAGCGUAACACUGUAACAGAGUCGUCUCCACUGCUACAAGCUUAACCUUCUCCUCGAUUGUUCCGGUUUGCGAUGGCAAGACAGGGCAACAAAGAGAUCUUCUUGGGUGGAUUAAGGAAACUCUUUGAGGAACAAUGGCAAGUAGAUGUACUCCUCAAGGCAGGAAACAGUGAUGAGUGUGCAUCUAUCUCCGCCCACAAACUUGUUCUGGCAUCAAGGUCAAUGGUGUUGAAGAAGAUGAUGGAAUCAGACGAGUUGAAGUCUUCACCUAAGCUGGAGACAGUCACUUUCUCCGAGAUGAGACAAGAGGAACUUGAGGCUUUGGUUGAGUUCAUGUACAGCGUUGAUGGCUCCAUUUCUUCCCAAAGUCUCAAGAAACAUGUUUUGGUGUUUGCAAUGGUAACACAGAACAACAAAGACAAAGAGAUCUUCUUGAGUGGAUUAAAGAAACUCUUCGAAGAACAAUGGCAACCAGAUGUACUACUCAAGGCAGGAAACAGUGAUAAGGGUGCAACUAUCUCCGCCCACAAACUUGUUCUGGCAUCAAGAUCAGUGGUGUUGAAGAAGAUUAUGGAAUCAGACGAGUUCAAGGCUUCAUCUAAGCUAGAGACAGUCACUUUCUCCGAGAUGAAACACGAAGAACUUGAGGCUUUAGUUGAGUUCAUGUACUGCGUUGAUGGCUCUAUUUGUCUUGAAAGUCUCAAGAAACACGUAGGAUCACUCUAUCUUGCAGCGGACAAGUAUGAGAUUCCGCAUCUGCGUGACCUAUGUAGAAACCAGCUUAAAUCAUCUCUUAACUCCUCCAACGCUCUUAACACCUUUGAGCUUGCCCAAAUCCCUUUUGACAAGGCCCUUAACGAUGCGGCUUUCACUACUAUCAAGAACAAUAUAAACACAAUCGCUAACUCUGCUGAGUUCAAGUUGUUUGUUGUCAACAAUCCAUAUCUUUCUGUUGAGAUCAUGAAGGCUUUUCUUGUUCAGCCUAAUAGUUAUUGCUGUGGCUGUUGUGGUAAAUACCGCUUCUAGAGGAAUCACGACUAGUUGCAAGGUUUUGCUGGCUGUUCUCGCAAAGUGGAUGCAGCUAAACUAAUAAUAGUAUAUCAAGAUUUUAACCCUCGCCUGAUGAUCCUUCUACUUUGAUUUCUGAUUUUUGUAGUUUUUGGAGUAGUAUUAAUGCUGCUUUUUAAAAGAUUUUAUUUUAAUUGAUGCACAAGUAGCUGCUCAAAGCUAACUACUCGCCUCUCACUUAUCAAAUCUCCUCCACGUUUUAAUCACUGCAGUGAAAACUAUCUCUUUUAGCGAGAGGCUGCAGAUGGUGCUUCCCAAGAAACCAAUGCAUGUUCUGGCCAGCCUUCGCAACUGUGUUGAUGUACACUUGAUGCUAGCCAUGGUUCAGAUAAGUACUUACUGGCACAUUGAAGGCUGACCUAUCUCCACUUUCUCUACAAAGGAAACGUGGGAACAACUUAGACAAAGAACAAUCUGGUACAAAGGAUGCAUACGAAAAGAAGGUGGUACAACAAUAAUCGCGAUAAGAAGAAACUCUCCGAUCUCUGUGUCUUGUCUUCUUUCACGGGCUUCUCUUUCGCCUUCCUUUGGCGGGACUCGACACUGAUCUUUUUUACUUUCUCUUUUGUUUUUUGAAUUCUGGUGUGAAACCACUUCAUGGAAUAAUGGGCCGUUUCUUUAAGAUCAUGAUUAAUGGGGAACCCUUAACGAGGUUCUUAAUGAAUAUUUAAGUAAUAAAUUUAAGUUAAAAACUUUUGUUAAAAA